Molecule: messenger RNA, 1317 nt
Organism: Hansenula ciferrii
Lineage: Eukaryota; Fungi; Ascomycota; Saccharomycetes; Phaffomycetales; Wickerhamomycetaceae
Exons: 1
Coding region: 1-1317 (438 amino acids)
Source: RefSeq, a predicted model, not a curated record
AUGGUUGAUUCAGAUGCUGGAAAGAAAGAUGUUGGAAACGGUGUGAAGAAAGAGGUAGUGAAACGUGAAAAAAUGGCUUCAAUAGCUGAUCUCCCUAGACAAUUGAUUCGUGAUAUUGUUGUUAAAUAUGCAGAUAUAAAAUAUGAAUCUUUAUUGAAAGUCUAUCAAUUAGAUCAAAAAGUACGUCCUGUGUUAUUAGCAUGCGCUGUUGUGGUGACAAAUGACUACUCGGUUGAUAUGAGAUCAAGUAUCCAGAGUGUUGCAGGAUUGGGCUUGGUGGGAAAGGAUGGUUCUUUUGAUAUUUAUCAUAUUGAUGAUAAACAUAUAGUGAAAAGACUUAAACAGUAUUGUUUCAUAUAUAUAUCUUGGAACCAUAUGAAAUCAUCACAAGGUUUAGUGACACAGUUCCCAACUAUAAAGGAAAUUGGAUACAGAGCAUACAGAUUUAAUGAAAACUUUAGAGAAAGAGCAUUAUUUUAUAGUGGUAACAAAGAGCACGAAACAUUUCCACGUUCUGAUCCUUCUGUUGAACUGGAUUUAUUUAAAAGAUGCGGACUUUAUACAAAUGCUGUUCUUGGAUUCGAUGAAUAUUCUUCAUUAACCACAGGGAAAAAUGUCGUUAAAUUCCAAGCUAAUAUGAUGACACGUUUAUCCUUGAUUAUAUCAACUGUUAAUUUCAAUAUAAAAGAUAUCAACCUUCCCAAUUUGAAAAUUUUAGACAUUACCACAUAUAAGACUAAGAUAGAUGAAGAAAUAAUAAAUAAGUCAACAGGAUUUAAUGAAAAGAUCUCAGUUGAAAUGCCAAAGCAUAGAGUUGUUCCAAUUUUUAAUAACAGCACAUUUUCAUUAUCAGGUUGUUAUUUUCCUAAAGUGGAAACAUUUACAAUUAAUCAAAGGAUAUUGAGGAUUGGGUCUAUUAAAAACUGUGAUUUUUCAAGUCUUCGAGAGCUAGAAUUUAAUAAUAAUUUUUUAUUGAUUAUUGAAGAUACGAAUUUCACAAAUCUUGAAAAGUUGAUUAUAAGACCCACAAUUAAUACUGAAUCAUAUCAUGAGAAAACAAAUAAUACUAUAGUAACUGGUGAUCAAUUUGAUUUAGACCUUGGUGAUUUCAUUCAAAAGUUUUGUGAAAGAUUUGGAUUUUCAAAAGAUCGUAUAAAGAAAUUCCCAUCUAUUUUCGCCAAAGGUAAUACAUUCAAGUCAUUAAAACAUUUACAAGUUCCUCAUAUUAACUCUUUAAUGACAGCUAAACUACCGAGGGAUGUCAUGUCAUCAUUGGAAAAAGUUAUCAUAGAUCCGAAACCCAACAUCGUAAAGUGA